Molecule: messenger RNA, 375 nt
Organism: Paramecium primaurelia
Lineage: Eukaryota; Ciliophora; Oligohymenophorea; Peniculida; Parameciidae
Source: the annotation of a GenBank genome assembly
GGGAAUCUGUAUCCUUUUAGGAACAGAAUUAAGAAGAGCUAGACAGUGCAUUCAAAACUUCGAUCAAUUUAUGGAUGUAAGAAUUUCUUUUUACCAUCUUAGGAAUCAUCCGAUAGAGUUAAUGGCUUCAUUGACUCCAUUUACGAGUAAAUUUGUUUAAAGGCAGCACCUGAAUAGAAGAAGGACCAAAGAACAAGUACAGAACUUGUAAAAUUACCAGAUCCUCCUCAAGUAAAAAUAGAUGUGAUCAUCAAAAUCACUCCUGAUGAGACCAAAUCAUUUAGGUAAAAAAGAAGUUUUUAAUAAAUAUAUUUAUAGAUGUUUGUAAUAAUAGAAGGUGGAAGUAGUAGUACAAGAAGAGCAGGAGGUAUUUGA